AUGUCCCGUCUCCCACAGCCAUCCUUGUCUAGGCCUGGAGGCGUGCGAUCACGCCUCCAGAGCAAUCCUUCCACCCCAGUCCCACGCUCGCCCGUUACUCCCCUCGCAAAGCCUCGCGCGAAGACUCCCGUAGCUGCCCCGUCUCCGACGCUCCGAACACAGCCUAGUCUGAAGAGCCUGAAGUCCAGGUCGCCCACGAAAUCACCUGCGAAGAAGCCACAUCCUCUCCCAGCCGAAGAGGAUGUUCCCCCAUCGCCGAGGACGCAGCUUAGCAUCCGCGAGCAAAUCGCAUUGAAACGCGCAGAGGCGAAGAAGAUUGCCAAGUCGCCCGUGAAGGCAGAGUUUGAGAGCUUGGAGGACGCUUCCCCGCAUACGUACAAUCAGCCUGUGGCGCAGGAUGUUGACCUUGGGCGAUGGUCUAUCAAAGAGACAAUUGAGCGUGGGCGUAGCAGCGGCGCAAUCAAUCUCUCGUCUCGCGAUCUUCCAUGCCUGCCCUCGGCACUAUUCGAGAUCCACUUGGGUAUAAAACCAGAGCCACUAAAGUCUGUCCCGGUUGAACCUCCAAUCAGUACGUCCACAUCCGGAGCCUCAACCCGCAAGGCGGAUGCACCCUCGUGGUAUGACGCACAAGACCUUGAGAUACUCAAGGCAUGGUCCAACGAGAUUGUAGAGAUACAGCCCGAGAUCUCCAUGUUUGGCUCGCUCAAGACGGUCGAUUUACACAACAAUAAAUUAACCUUCCUGCCCGACUCGUUCGCAGACUUGAUGUCCCUCACACACGUCGACUUAUCCCACAACCAGCUAACGGCUUUGCCCACCAACUUUUGGGCCUUGCCACACCUAGCCACUCUCAACCUUUCCCACAAUUUCAUCGCUUCCCUGCCAUUCAAUGAGCCGUUCUUGAACGGCUCCAAAACCGUCGAUCGCACGAAGGACGCUCGAGGAGACUGGUUCUCGCAAACUAUCACGCGGGCAAGCGAACCAUUACCCCGCCUUGUCUCUCUCGAUGUCUCUCACAAUCCUCUUCCUGCCUCUGCAAUUGACCAUCGGAUUCCUGCGCUGCUAUCUAAGGUCUGGCUGUCCGAGAACCCUUUAGGCAAGAGCGACGCACUCCUGCGUGCCCUUGGCCGUCUGGAGAGGCUAAAGGAACUCCAUAUGCUGCGAGCAGACGUUGGCGACGACAGCUUCCCCACCUCCCUGUUUUCCUCUGCCUCCGGGAACCUCUUUCCUUCGCUCAAGGUCCUGGACCUUGAGGAGACGCACGUCACGCGACCAGCUGUCGAGUCCGUCUUCACGCCCAACGCAAUCAGACAAACGGUGCAGUUCGAUGUCACGAGCCAGGAGCCUCCAGACGGUGUCCUUCGCAUCAUCGUUGGUAAGCGGGUCGUCAAGGAGGCUUGGGAGAUCGAGGCGGAGCGCAGGGCAAAGCUCCGUCGGGCACAUGUAGCGCUGCCCAACGACGCCAACUCGAGCCAGCAAGAGCCAAAGCGCGAAGUUGCCAAGGAACCUUGGGAGAUCGAGGCCGAGCAAGGCUUGCUCACGGAGGGAGCCAAACGACGGGUCCGAGCUCAGGCUAUCGCCGCAGCGGCAUCGUCAUCCACGUCGUCGACGAAGUCAACGCCCUCGUCCCCACAGAAGCCCAACGCAACACCGAAGGUCGCAGAGAAGGAGCCAUGGGAGAUCGAGGCUGAGCAAGGUCUGCUUAGCGCAGGGGCGCGACGGCGUGCCCGCGCUGCUGCAAUAGCUCAGGCCGCUGCUCUGUCUACCAAACCCGAGUCUUCCCAGCAGUCUGCUCUUCCCCGAACCCCACGCACGCCCUCGCCCUCUGCACAACAGUCUCCAGCGACUGUAGCGUCGGCGUUAGCCAAUCCCCAAUACUACGACAAAUUGGCCCGAACGCUGACCCUCCCGCCCUCCGCAGCUCCCCUAAAGGCGGCCCACUCGCGCUCCUUCUCUCUCGCCUCGCCAGCACUGAAACGCGGACCGGCCUCUCCCGUCUCCGAGCUUGCAUUAGCGAUACCCGCCCCGACCCUUCCCCUAGCCGCCAUCUCCGCGCAGCCGCUCGCACACAAUCUCAAGGUCCUCAUCCUCUCCAAGCGGCGCGCGGACCCCUCUUUCAGCAUCCCCGCCGACGUCGCCCUUGCGCUGCCCUAUCUUGAAGAGCUUUCGCUCGAGAACUGCAACCUGGCCGACACCGUCGCUGUCUCGUACACUCACGCGAACGACUCCGCGUCCUCACCGGCAGACAAGCGCACGAGCGAGCCCAUCAUCCCGCUCAUCGCGCGGCUCUUCCCGAGCCUCAAGACCCUCGACCUGUCAUACAACGCCCUCACGUCCGCGUGCCUCACCCCCGCAGCUCUUACCCAGCUCAUCUUUGCCGACCCGACGCCUCAGCUCACUUCUGAAGAUGAAGUUGUGCCCCCGUCCGUGCGCAAGGGCCUGAGGCAGCUCCGCCUACGAGGCAAUCGCCUCAAUGAGCUAGAUGGGUUCCGGGCGAUCGCAGAGCGGUUCAGGGGGAACAGGGACGUGCCGGAAUGGAGGCUGGAGGAACUGGACUUGAGGGACAACGAGGUCGGGAAGUUGCCGGCGGAGCUUGGGUUGCUGCCGUUGGAUGUGUUUUUAGUGGAUGGGAAUACAUUCCGCAUACCACCGAGAAGGGUGUGGGAGAGGGAGGGUACGAAGGGCUUGUUGAGCUGGCUAAGGGGUCGUAUCGAAUGAAGGAGUUGGAUCCGAUGUUGAACAUGAAGUCAAGGAUUGUGUUUCAUGGAUGGUUCUGCUAUACCCUUCCCUUGGACGUGAAUCACCCUGGAGCACGGUGAACCGCCCGGAGAUCUAUCACAGGCUUAUAGCAAUACCCCGUGAU
Molecule: messenger RNA, 2863 nt
Organism: Dichomitus squalens LYAD-421 SS1
Lineage: Eukaryota; Fungi; Basidiomycota; Agaricomycetes; Polyporales; Polyporaceae
Exons: 4
Coding region: 1-2718 (905 amino acids)
Molecular function (GO): protein binding
Source: RefSeq, a predicted model, not a curated record